This is a messenger RNA of Triticum urartu, 2622 nucleotides long. The record is from RefSeq and is a predicted model, not a curated record. Lineage: Eukaryota; Viridiplantae; Streptophyta; Magnoliopsida; Poales; Poaceae.
CUCCAUCUCCAACCUGGUUGAGCCGAACCAUUCCAUUCCUCCAUUCCCCAGCACACACCUAGAUCCAGCAACCACACCAUGGCAGCAGCGCCGCCGGCGCUCCCGGACGAGCAAGAUCAUCCUCCUCCUCCGCCUCCCACCCGACGACCCGGUCUGCCUCCUCCGCGCCUCCCUCGUCUGCAAGGCCUGGGGUUGCGUCGUCUCCCGCCCCGGAUUCCGCCGCCGCCUCCACGAGCUCCACUGGGCACCCCCCCGUGCUCGGCUUCCUCCUCCAGGACUGGAGAAACAAGCGCGUCCCCCGCUUCAACCCCAUCACCGCUUCGUCCUUCUCCCUCGCCGUACCAGAGUCUGCGCAACAAGCCUGCUGACAUCCGCGUCGCUUCCAGUGACUGUAGCAGCCAAGAAGGAGCUGCCUGUUUGUGGGGGCGGGUCUCAAGACGGAGCUAUUUGGGCUUGAAGGAGUUCAUUGCCCCCCUCCGUGUGGACUGAUUAACACUUCUUCAAAGGGACAGCUAGGUACCCCCUUUUUUAAUUUAUGUUUUCAGUUUGUGUCAUCUUUAUGUCAGUCAAAUUCAGUUUUCCUUUCAGUCUUCUUAGUCUCAAGUUUUAGUAUCCUUAUUAGUUUGAGUGUUGCUCCACUGGUGAUUCAAAAAUAUUCAUGAAUUUGGAAAAAGUUUGCAGAUUUCAGAAAAGGUUCAUGAAUUUUUUUUAAGUCUUGGAUUAAAAAAAUUCAUGGGUUUGAUUUUUUUCAUGAAUUGGAAAAAGUGCGCGCAUUUGAAUCCUCUGCAAAAUUGAAAAAAGUUCAUGAGUUGAAAAAUUGUACAUGAAUUUAAAAAAACAUGGAUUUGAAACAAGUUCACGGGUUUUGAAAAAAGGUUAAUGAAUUUGUAAAAAGUUCAUGGCGAUCGGGCAUGGACGGGGGCAGUGCAACUCUAGCACAGACAGGGAGUCAAUAGUUGGAUGCAGAAUGGGCGACCAGAUUCUAGGCAGGAGCCGGCAUAGCUUGUACGGGCGGUGCCGAAGUGCGGAUGACCGGCGGGUGGUCAAACAUGAGAUGUGGUAGUGCUGGAAGGACCGGAUAUUUUUAGGCGGCUGCUAAAUCAUCCGCCUAGCCAGCCGUCCGAUCUGCCCCUGGUGGCCGUUCGAUCACGGCAACACAGCCCCACUCCAUGUCUUCCUCCUCUGAUCCCAUUUCACGAGAGAAACACAGCACCCAUUGUGGCACAUGUGUCGUGGGACCUCGCGGCACCGAGCCAUCGGCGAGCACUGCAACGCAGCUCCAAGAGCCGCCCGCGACCGCUACAUCGCCGACGGUCCUCCGGGAGCCCGGCGUGCAGCACCGGGACCACUGGCGUGCGGCUCCAUGGCAACACCAAGCGCGGCAAGAAAACUUCAAUGCACCGACGACGUCUCCGGUGAAGCUUCAUUGCAGCUCCAGCAGCACUCCAUUGCAGCCCCGGGCGGCGCUCCAUUGCAACUCUAGCACGCGACAAAAAGCUCCAACGCAGCACCGGUGGCGAGCAGCUCAGCCUCCUCCUGCGUGCUGCGUUGCAGCAUCGGCGCCCGCCUCCGGCCUUUGCACUGCGUUGCAACACCGGCGGUGAGCAGCCCAGCCUCCUCCUGCGUGCUGCGUGCAUCACUGGCGGCGAGCGGUGUCGCCCUCCUGCCUUCGUGCUGCGUUGCAACACCGGCUGUGAGGAUCAACAGCUGGUGGUUGCGACGCCCCUCAUUCGCGGCACCAACAGCAACUAAUUGUGCCGGGAUGCAGCAGGUGCUGGUUGCCGUCGUCCCUCCCGAUUCGCAGCAGUGGUGGCUGGUGGUCGGCGUUGCCAUGGAAGCCCUCCCCUCUCAGAUGUGAACAACGAGAGAUGGGGAAAGGAAAGAGACGAACGUGGAGAACGCGUGGAGGAGAGUGAAGGGAUAAGGCUGAGGGGAAGCGGUGGACUAGCCCACAAGGGCACGUGUCGAGCAGGGGACAAGGUUUACAAAAUGAGAGAUCAGUCGGUUGGAAAUAAACGUUUUUCAUAUUUUUAUCACUUGCUCUGUUCACCAUAUACACGACUGACAUGUGGGCUCACUUUUGUUGAGGUGUUUUUCUAAGAAAACUAUUAUAGAAAUGAGGGACACAAGUGUCUUUUCAUGUGCCAAUUAAUACCGUUUGCUGAAAAUAUGGAGGGUAGUGUUGGGAAGGAAAUUCGGAACCGAUGUCAAAUAGGGAAGAAAAUAAUUUUCAGAUCAAAUAGGAGAGACAUGCCUAACCCCUUUUAACAAACUGCUUGGGCUGAAGCAUUCCACUCAACCACCCAGAUCCAGAUCUAGAGACCACCAUGGCAGUAGAGUUGUUGACGCUCCCGGGUGAGCUCUUCGAAGAGAUCCUCCUCCGGCUUCCCCCCGAUGAGCCAGCCUGCCUCCUCCGUGCCUCCCUUGUUUGCAAGGCCUGGGGUUGCGCCGUCACCUGUCCCAGCCUCCGCCGUCGCCUCCACGAGCUCCAUCGUACAACCCCCGUGCUUGGCUUCCUGCACGACCGUCGCGACGAGAGCAUCUCAGACUUCAUCCCCACCACAAUAUCGUCCUUCUCACUCACCGUUCCAGACCGCCGGUGCUGGCGGGCCCUCAACUGCC